ACGUUCCCUCCCUAGCAGGAGGUUUUGAGUUAACUCGGAGUGAAGCGAGCUGUGAGUGACAAGCCGAGGAAGAGGAGGCUGGGGUCGAGGUCGAAAAUGGGCAAGAACGAGGAGGCAAAUCCGGACUCUCAGUACGGUGAACCUGUACAGUUUGAUCCCACCUUUAACGGACCCAUAAGGAAGAGAGGGUGCACUGACAUAAUCUGCUGUGUGCUAUUUUUUGCGGUCAUCCUUGGUUACUUGGCAGUUGGGAUUUUAGCAUGGCUUUAUGGAGAUCCCCGGCAAGUUCUCUAUCCAAGGAACUCAACCGGAUGGUUUUGUGGCACUGGACCAAAUAUAGACCGACCCGCACUACUCUACUUUGACAUUGUCAAAUGUGCGACAGGUUUUAAUGUGAUGGCAGCAGCUCUGAAUGGGUUACAGUGUCCAACCACACAGAUAUGUGUGAAAAUGUGCCCCACCGAUUUCUCUGCCGUGGGGCCGCUUGACUACGCUCCAAAUGUAAAGCCUGCAGAUGUUUUCAAUCAAAGCCUCUGUGCGCCGUCCUUAGACCUGUCAAAGACUGACAUGACCGUUAAAGACAUUGUGGAUAACGAGCUGUGUCCUUUCUAUACUAUUCCCACAACGUCCGUUAUAGGAAGAUGUUUGCCUAAUGUCAAACUGCUUGGGAAUAUGCCACAGGAUUUUUCUGACGUUUCAGGCUUGCCACCAUCUGUCAGCGAGACGGUCAACCUCCUGAAGAAUGGCACUGGGGAUGUUUUGAACGGCUUCAGUGCCAGGGACAUAGGUGUCAGGAUCUUUGAGGAUUUUGCGUCAUCAUGGCCCUGGAUCCUUGCCGGUCUGGCAAUAUCAAUGGUGCUCAGUAUGUUGUUCCUUUUACUGCUGAGAUUCACUGCUCGGUUCAUGGUAUGGAUCCUUAUUAUAGCAGUACUGUGCACCGGGGCCUACGGGAUUUGGCACUGCUACUGGGAGUACACUAACUACAAGAAUCUGUCUGCUUCCAUUACUGAUAUUGGAUUCACCACUAACUUCAGCUUUUAUCUGAAAGUGCAAGAGACCUGGUUAGCCUUUUUGAUCAUCCUUUCUGUGGUGGAGGCAAUCCUGAUCUUGGUCCUCAUCUUUCUGCGAACCCGAAUCUUCAUCGCCAUCGCGCUCAUCCAAGAGUCCAGCAGGGCCAUCGGUCAAAUGAUGAGCACCCUGUUUUACCCUCUGCUCACAUUUGUUCUCCUCUUGGUUUGUGUAGCCUACUGGGGUUCCACUGCGUUGUAUUUGGCCACCUCAGGAGAGGCCGUCUACAAAGUGGUGGCUCUGAACUCCAGUGUGAAUGGGUGUCAGCGCAUCAACGGCACCGUGGACUGUGACCCUCAGAUCUUCAAGGCGUCCGAUUACCCGACCUGCCCCUCCGCUGCGUGCAUCUUUGUCAAAUACAACGACGAGGGGCUCUUCCAGAGGAACCUCUUCAACCUUCAGAUCUACAACGUGGUGGCCUUUCUCUGGUCUGUCAACUUUGUCAUCGCGCUGGGCCAGUGCACGCUGGCUGGCGCCUUUUCCGCCUACUAUUGGGCUUUCGUCAAACCGGAUGACAUCCCCGUGUUCCCCCUGUUCGAUGCCUUUGUGCGCACACUCAGGUACCAUGUUGGCUCAUUGGCAUUUGGUGCUUUGAUCCUGACCAUUGUGCAGGGCGUGAGGGUCCUCCUCGAGUACAUUGACCACAAAACCAGAACGGCACAGAACCCGUGCGCACGUUUUCUGCUGUGCUGCAUGAAGUGCUGCUUCUGGUGCCUCGAGAAGUUCUUUAAGUUCCUCAAUAGAAACGCAUAUAUCAUGAUUGCUGUUUAUGGGAAAAACUUCUGUACCUCCGCCAAAAAUGCUUUCUCUCUGAUCAUGAGAAACAUUAUAAGAACUGUCAUACUGGAUAAAGUGGCAGACCUGUUGCUGUUAUUUGGGAAGCUCCUUGUAGUUGGUGGAGUGGGCGUAUUGUCCUUUUACUUCUUCUCUGGGCGAAUACCUCUAGCGCACAGCACGGCACAGUCGGAGACCCUCAACUACUACUGGAUGCCCAUCAUUACGGUGGUGUUCGGCAGCUACCUCAUCGCUCACGGAUUCUUCAGUGUGUACAGCAUGUGUGUUGACACGCUUUUUCUCUGCUUCUUGGAGGACUUGGAGCGCAACGACGGUUCACUGGAGAAACCGUACUUCAUGUCCAAAAACCUCAUGAAGAUCCUUAACAAAUCCAACAAGAGCCCUAAAAAAGGCAAGUGAUCUUGUUAGCACAGCCUUUGCAGGAAUAUGUAAUGAUUCCAGACUGUUCUUUUCCCAUGUUUACCAAAAAUAGUAUGCUGAUUUUGCACGUUUGAAUUAUUUUUUUCAAAGCUUAAUGUUCAUAACAAUGUACAUGAGAAAGGACUGAGGUGAGUUUUCUUGAUUGACCGCAUCUUUUGUUCAUGCGAGUUGCCUCAGAAAUUUCUUGUUAUCCCUAUGAAUGUUUUAGCUGUUGCAAAUAUUACACAGAGGAGCUCUAUAUGUAAUUUCUUUGGAUGCAAAUGUUUUUGUGUGUGUGUGCUUUAUAUAUA
Messenger RNA from Phycodurus eques (leafy seadragon), 2573 nucleotides. RefSeq names its product solute carrier family 44 member 4 (gene slc44a4). The transcript is spliced from 23 exons. The record is from RefSeq and is a predicted model, not a curated record. NCBI's taxonomy places the organism in Eukaryota, Metazoa, Chordata, Actinopteri, Syngnathiformes, Syngnathidae. The coding region runs from base 97 to 2262 and encodes 721 amino acids. Gene Ontology annotation, molecular function: thiamine pyrophosphate transmembrane transporter activity. Gene Ontology annotation, cellular component: plasma membrane. Gene Ontology annotation, biological process: thiamine pyrophosphate transmembrane transport; choline transport.